AUGGCGUUUAGCUUCGGCUUUGCUGGAGAUGAUAUCGACAUCGAUGACACUGAAGUUAAAAAUGAGUCUCCGUUUGUUCCCGCUGCCGCUGGACAGGGGGCAAGCAAUUCGCUUCCUGAGUUGGUGAAGGCCAACAAGCAUGACAUGGAUGAAUGGCUCUCUAUUCUGCCGUCGCAAAUAUAUUACAACCGACUAGAAAUCGGUGGCACUCAGAUAGUCAUCGCCCGUCGGGAAAUAUUCGAUAUCCGCACUCAAUUGAUGGCUGAGGAUAACGAAGGACACGACAACGAGGAACUUAUCUCCGGCCUGGAAGAAGGCGACUUGAAGCCCAAUUUCUACGAAGGCGGCUUCAAGACGUGGGAAUGUGCUCUGGACCUAGCAAAACUGGUCACAAGUGAAAACCCAACCACCCAGUCCCCAGAAUCACAAACUACUACCCAUACCAUCGAGCUUGGUGCAGGAACUGCAGUCCCAUCACUGGCUCUGUUCGCGCAUGCAUUGAGCCAGACAGAGGCAGUGGAGAACGGGGCUCCAAUUCGGAAAACCCAUUUCACAUUUGCAGACUACAAUGAUUCCGUCCUGCGUCUCGUCACACUGCCUAAUCUCAUUUUGACUUGGCAUAUUACCAAGUCACAGGAUGCUACAUCGGUAGUUGAAAGCCAGGAUGGUGUUCCACCGGCUAAUACUACCCAGGAUGAAGAACUGGAUAUCACGUCUGAACUACUCGAUGCCUUCAAGGCUGACCUUACGCGGCGGGGUAUUUCCCUGAGCUUCAUUUCUGGUGCCUGGUCCCCUGAAUUCGUGGAGCUUGUGUUUUCUUCACCUUUCGGAAGUGGAGACGAUUGUCAAACAUUGGUUCUUGCCAGUGAGACAAUCUACUCCCCUCUAUCACUGGUUGCAUUCUCCGAAACUCUUCUGGCGCUACUGCGUCGCUCCAGCACCCCUUCAAGCAAGACUCGGGCUUUGGUGGCUGCAAAGAAGGUCUACUUCGGAGUGGGAGGGGGCGUCGAUGAAUUCCUCGCCACAUUAAAGAAUGUUUGUGCUGAUGAAUUGGAAGUUCAACAGAAGGUGGACAUCCAGUCGGAAGGAGUCGGCCGAGUUGUAUUGGAGAUUACACCAGUCGGAAAUGGCGUGCAGUAG
Messenger RNA from Penicillium waksmanii, 1140 nucleotides. RefSeq names its product protein-histidine N-methyltransferase. The transcript has 3 exons. NCBI's taxonomy places the organism in Eukaryota, Fungi, Ascomycota, Eurotiomycetes, Eurotiales, Aspergillaceae. Bases 1 to 1140 code for a protein of 379 amino acids. Gene Ontology annotation, molecular function: protein-L-histidine N-tele-methyltransferase activity. Gene Ontology annotation, biological process: peptidyl-histidine methylation, to form tele-methylhistidine. The record is from RefSeq and is a predicted model, not a curated record.